Molecule: messenger RNA, 3796 nt
Organism: Liolophura sinensis
Lineage: Eukaryota; Metazoa; Mollusca; Polyplacophora; Chitonida; Chitonidae
Exons: 27
Coding region: 155-3634 (1159 amino acids)
Biological process (GO): cell-matrix adhesion
Cellular component (GO): cell surface
Source: RefSeq, a predicted model, not a curated record
GAUGAAAAUGCCUCCAAGGUGACGUACGGCAGCUGUCGUCUGCAGUCUGCGGGUUGAUUGCGCUAGAGUAAAGUUUGAUUUGCCAAAAUAUUACAAGAAAAGCUAUGAGCAAUUUUAUUUUAACCUGCUUGCUCUUGCGUGUGUAUCAGCUUACAUGUUCCAUGUCACCAGUCAGAAUAUUCGGUUUGCAAGAAGCUCUCAGCCUGAUCAGAAAGUCAAUGGCUCAUCAGCAAACCAUUCAUCCAGUGGACCUCAAACUCAAAGUCCUGACAUCAAGAUGGAUGACCCAUCAGCCAGUUGUAAAGACAUCGCACAAAGGAUUCAGGCAAAUUCAACAUUCAACAUUCCUCUCUUUUGUUUUGGUGCAACUCAAAACUUCAGCCUCGAUGCAGCCAAUGCAGUCAAAUUAGUAGGCCAAUCACACAACCCCAGAGCUUUACAGUAUGUUGUGAGAGCUGUUUCCAAGGCCGGACGAAAUCAAACCUUGAAGAUGAUCAACAAACUAAAACAAAUGCCAUUGUCAGAUGUGCAACGAAUGGCCACUGCGGGUCCCAUAAUAGAAGCAUUAGGUGGUGGAAAGAAGCUGUCCCCUGAAGACAUCCAUGCUCUUGGCUCCAGUUUGUUACAAAGAAUACCAGGGAAAUUUAUAAGGGAACUACCAAGUGAAAGUUUCAGGGCCUUCCUUAAUGAAACCUUUCAAAAUGGCAAAGUUUCACCUGUGGACAUGCUGAUUACAACAGAGGGAAAUGCGGUGUGUCAAAAAGCUUUUCGCCUACAUCGUACCAUUGACACCAUGGAGCAGUUUGAUACACUACUGCCUAUGCUUCUAUGUGCACCAGUUUCAGUCUGCAACAGUAUUCCUGCGGACAUCGUGAAGAACAGGUUAUCCAGCAUCAAAACUUUACCUUGGAAUUGUUACUCAAACACUGCAACCCACAGAAAGGAUGAUGCGGCAGAAUUACUGAGAUACAAGUUUCCACAGAUGAAAGGCUGUGCCAAGGCCCUUGUCGGAAAACUGAUUAACGGAACCUUAACAGCAGAUGCAUUUAAUAGGAUGGGAACAUUGCAAAGUUGUUUACGAAGAAACCAUUUGGAAGAUCUAGCCACCACAGCAAAUUGUUCUGAGCUCCAAUCAAUAGCAGAAACUGUUGAUCUUUUCCAGUUCUCCAGUGUGAAAAAAACAAUGAAGACAAAGUGUGUGCCUGCAGCACUCAGCAAUCCUCAGAACAUGUCAGCUGCAGAUUUAGUGCAAAUGGGAUCAUUAGCAUUGGACCUGGACAGAAAUGUGUUACAAAAAAUGGAUUCUCAAGCAUUGUGUGACUCGAGUUUUAUUUCCAUGAUAAAAGGAAAUCGCAAUGCAAAAGCCAGAGUCAGAAAAGCUAUAGCUCAGCGCUGUUACACAACGAAUUUGAGUGCAGGAGAUAUUGCAGCCAUGGGAGGUGAAAUCUUGUUGAAACUAGACAUAUCCAAAUUGAGGCAGUCUGUUGGCAAUCUUCAGUUGGAUUCAAACACUCAGAAGGAUUUGAAGCAAGCGUUGAAGAAUGAUAAAUCAAACAGAAGAAUCAAGGCUCUGAGACGAGAACUUCAGCAAAAAUUUCCAGUGAAGGCCCUUGUGGACAGUCCAGAAAUAAUGAAAGAGAUGCCUCUCAGCAGACUGAAGGCUGAGGUUGUGGACAUCAAACAAGAUUUAGGACUUGAUGAUAACUCCACAGAAGUUGACCUCCCUGAUGCUGUGAAUAAGUGGGGAGUGGCCAGAUGGAUAGAAAAUAAUCCACCAGAAAAUAUUACAGCUGAAGUAUUACGAGAAAUGAAAACUUUGGUGAGAGGAUUUUUGUCCAGUCAUAUCAAAGGCCUGAACAGAAAUGACCUGUUGUACAGUGCAUCUGUAAUGUGUGAUAUACCCAACUGGCCAAGCAAAACUGUCAAGACAAUAACAGAGUAUGUGAUUAAGGCCUUUUUGAAGGAGGUGAAUGCUACCAACUACAUGUCUGCUCUAACUGUCACAGAUGUCGCCGUACUCGGGCCAGAAUGUCUGAUGCAUUUGAGGCCACAGGAGCUUGUGGAGGCAAGCAGUGAUGUGUGUGUUUCUGUGUGUCAAAAAAUUGGAGCAUCUGAGAGAACUUUGUGUCUACCUCAUGAUUAUCGUAAACAACUCAAAGAUUCUUGUCUGAAAUGUUUAGGCAAACAUGACAGUUCAACCAGUAUUACAGAAGAUGAUUUGGAUACACUUGGAUUUACUCUAGCAUCAGAACUGAGAGAUGAAUUUUCACGGACAGAGGUUGGAGCCAUCAGAAAUCGAAUCUCACUUUUCCGACAUGGAUGUUUAUCUUAUCAUCUAUUAAAAGGGAUCAGUUCUAAAUUAAAAGCUGAAUAUGGACCAGCCAAAGAUUUGGAUGCUCUCAAGAUGCAGGAGCUAGGAGGCUUGGUUGGAGUUUAUGCAGAGGAUAACUCCCUUGUCAGUGCUGAUAAGACUGUGCUGGCAGGUGUGUCGGGUGAGAUUCUUGAAGAUAUUACACCACAAGAUGAGAAGGUGUUUCAAAAUCACCAGUGUUGCUUAAGUGGACUGUCAAAGUCUGAGACAGAUAUGCUUCAAAUUAUCAGAAAGAGGGUUUUUAGUGCCAUAGCUUCUGCCAUGGAUCCCAGCUUGAAUACUAAUGCAAGAAGAAGAAAGAGACAAGGUAGUGCAUGGACAUGUGAUGACAUAACCAGCCUGGGACCUAGUGUUACUUCACUGUCAGUCUCAGACCUCCAGGCUAUAGACGCAACAGAAUUCUACAACUGUGUUGGGGUAAUGUCACAGUACUCAGAUUGGGAAGAUAGUAAAACACUAGCAUUAUUCCAGAAAGUUACAAAUGAUAUUGGGCACGUGUGUAACCUGACAACACCUGAUUUGGUGAAUGUUGGUUAUUUUUUGCUGUCUCUGACUGAGGCAGAAAUUAACUGUUUACCACUGGCUGAGGAUGACCUGGUAGCAACUCUGGGAUCCAUGAGUGGGUGGUCCACUGCAAAGCUUGGGAAUCUUGCUUCUAACUACUUGAGCAAGCGUUCAGUCACUGUGAGCAACCUUACAUCAUCUGAUGUGGCAGCACUGGGACAUAUCUUGUGUGGUUUUGACUCUGCAGAUCUGGCCCAGUUGACAUCUGCUGCUUUUGUAGGGGCUAGUGCACAACUAGGAAGGCUCACCAGCUGUAAUACAGCUAAUCUUCAAGUUCUAAAAGAGACGGCAGUAAGAGCUGAUGCCCUGGGUGCUAUAAACACUUGGGGUGCUGAAAUAUUCAGUGAAAUUGGUGUGAUCAUUGGUGGGUUUACUGCACAGGAGCUGCAAACUUUAGGUAUAGACGUCAUGGAAGGAAUACCGGAGUAUGCAAUACCCCUCAUUCCUGGCACUGCCUUACAGGCCAUGUCAGUGGAGCAGUUAGGCAACUUGACCUUUGAGCAAGCCAGUGCUGUAAGCUCUACACAGAGGCAGCUGUUGUCCAGUGGCCAGAUGGAUGCCCUGCAGAAAGCUUUGUCAUUAGGGGUCACAGUGGAAACAUUUUCAGAGAGUGGAAGCCCUCUUGGUGCUGCUGUUAAUCUCAGCACCUUUUCCAGUGUGGCAGCCAUGGUUGGCACAAUAUAUCUCUUUUGGGUAUGACAGACAAAAAUCUGGUGCUACACAGAAAACUCUUUAUCUUUAGUAACAAUGUAUGAGUUUAUCACAAACAUUCAUAUUUCAAAGUUAUUUUGCAAAAUUGUUUGAACUGGACAUGAGGGUGUAUAAUUGCCUUUGACCUAUUAAAAGAUGUUGAACAAUGUA